UCCCCAAGUCUCUAUUCGUUGGCCACUUUCUGUUAGUCCGCCGCCGCUGAUUGGCUUAGCCAGACGCUUCCGGAAACCUGGGAAAAGAGCAUACUAGCUAUGGCGCACGGCGGGGGAGAGGUGCAAGACAUGGAAGUUGAUAAAAGGAGAGAAUCUGACGAGUCCGCAGAUGAUGAGGUCAAGGAGAAGCACGUGGUACUCGAUGGCGGUAUCCAGAAUGGUGAAGAGCCUGCAGACGACUCAGAGACACCAGUGAACUUGGAGAUGAUCAGCCUGGACCCUGAAGCUGAGGAAGUUGACUUAAACCACAUGCGGAUAGGAUUGAUUCAAGGUUUUGAGGUGCUCAAAAAAGUAAAGACCCUGUGCCUGCGUCAAAACCUAAUAAAGGUGAUUGAGAACUUGGAGCAGUUGGUGACAUUGAAUGAAUUGGACCUGUAUGACAAUCAAAUCCGUAUUAUCCAGAACCUGGAGAACCUGAGUCAACUCCAAAUCCUGGAUCUGUCAUUCAAUCUCAUUAAACGAAUUGGAGGGCUAGAUUCUCUGACUCGGCUACAGCGCCUGUAUCUGGUGAACAACAAGAUUGGCCGGAUCGAGAACCUCAGCGCUUUAACACAGCUACGUUUAUUGGAGCUAGGCUCAAACCGUAUCCGGGAGAUAGAGAAUCUGGAUACGAUGAGAGAUCUCGACAGUCUGUUUCUUGGGAAGAAUAAAAUCCCCAAACUACAGAACAUGGAAGCACUGACUAAUCUCACUGUACUGAGCGUCCAGAGUAAUCGGCUGACGAAGAUUGAGGGUCUCCAAAGUCUAGUGAACCUGCGCGAGUUGUACUUAAGUGACAAUGGCAUUCAAGUCCUGGAGGGGCUAGAGAACAAUAUUAAAGUCACAACUUUGGACAUUGCCUCAAAUAGGAUAAAGAAAAUUGAAAAUAUCAGACACUUGACAGAACUCCAGGAAUUCUGGAUGAAUGACAAUUUGGUGGAGAACUGGGCUGAUUUGGAGGAGCUUAGCGGCGCCAAGAAUUUGCAGACUGUGUAUUUGGAAAGGAAUCCGCUACAGAAGGAUAACCAAUACAGGCGCAAAAUUAUGCUGGCUCUGCCCUCUGUUCAUCAGAUCGAUGCAACUUUUGUCAGAUUCUGAGUUUAUUUCUGGGAUUAUGUUUGUUUCCUUCCUAAUGUCGCAGCACAGUACAACACAAAUCUUUCUCAUAAGACACCCAUCUGAUCACUCUCAUCACACUUUUAUUUUCCCUGUUUUGCAUGAUUUUUCAUAUCAAACUGAAUGUCCAUUACCUCCGAAAUCUGUACUACAUGCUCUACACCGGACUGUCUUCCUAAAGAGGCUUCAGUAACCAUGGAUAACGCCCCAUCUGUUGGGGUGUCACAGUAUUUAUUUCUGGACAGUAGUCCUCUGGUUAAUAAAGUUUUUAACCUCAUUA
Molecule: messenger RNA, 1435 nt
Organism: Pseudophryne corroboree (corroboree frog)
Lineage: Eukaryota; Metazoa; Chordata; Amphibia; Anura; Myobatrachidae
Gene: PPP1R7
Product: protein phosphatase 1 regulatory subunit 7
Exons: 10
Coding region: 100-1137 (345 amino acids)
Molecular function (GO): protein binding
Source: RefSeq, a predicted model, not a curated record